Suncus etruscus (white-toothed pygmy shrew) is the source of this 1550-nucleotide messenger RNA. It is a transcript of the gene LRRC14B, whose product is annotated as leucine rich repeat containing 14B. Lineage: Eukaryota; Metazoa; Chordata; Mammalia; Eulipotyphla; Soricidae. The record is from RefSeq and is a predicted model, not a curated record. The transcript has 2 exons. Bases 4 to 1533 code for a protein of 509 amino acids. Gene Ontology annotation, cellular component: cytoplasm.
ACCAUGAGGCCUCUACGCUUCCUGUCUGCUGUGGCCCUAGUGUCCCACCCACAGGUGGUUCAACAGAGCCUGGACUGGGUGGCCCACAGCCUAUACCCACUCCUGUUCAAAGUCAGCUACUGGCUGGAGCAGGAGGCAGUGGUCCGCGCUCUGCUGGGCUGCUGGCCGCUGGCUGAGUUUAGACUGGGCAAGCUGCUGGCACCGAGCAUGGAGCAGCCUGAGGACCUACGGGAGCGAGCCUGCAGGGCCUGUCUGGAAGCGUGCGUGCAGGGCUUGGCCGACCACGUCCUCCGGACUGGGGCAUCGGGACUGCGCCUGGUAGAUCUCACGGGCCUCCGGGACGUGCAAGUACAACAGUGCCCCUGCGGGCGGGCGCUGGGCAGGUGGGGCCGAACCGAGCUGCUAGCCAGAACCUGCUGUGCAUUACAGGCAGAACCCUGUGCCUGCGGCCCAGUGCAGGUCGUGACGGACAUCUUCGUCACCGAGGGGAACUUCCAGGUGGUGAUGCAAGCCCUGGCGCCCCAAGGGGCCGCACCCCUGCAAAUACACUGUGUGUCCCUGAGAGCCGACAGCCUGGGUGCAGGCCCGCUACUGCAGGUACUGAGCCUGGUGGGCCCAGCCCAGCUGCGCCGGCUGCAAGUGGUCCACAAUGUGCCACUGCACGCUGGCCAUGUGCAGCAGCUGCUGACCCAGGUGGGCCUCCCCCAGCUGGCCGCACUCACCCUGCCCGCCAAGGCCUUGGAAGCACCCCCUGCGCAGGCACCAAGUCCCAACGGCGAGGACCCUAUCUUUAUGUCCAUCACCCAGGCUCUCAGCCAGAUGGUCCAGCUCACAGAGCUGAGUGUGGCCUUCUCCACGCUGACUGGGAAGAUCCAGAAGCUGCUCGGCCCCCUGAAGACUCCACUGAAGGUACUGGAUCUGGCCAGCUGCUCCCUAAACCACGCAGACAUGGCCUUCCUGGCUGACUGCAACCACGCUGCCCACCUAGAGGGGCUGGAUCUCAGCGGGCACAACCUGGUGAGCUCGUACCCUUCAUCCUUCUACAGACUGCUACGCCGGGCAGCGCCCACACUGAAGGUCCUCACGCUGGAAGAGUGUGGCAUCGAGGACAGCCACGUAAGCACGCUUAUCACAGCCCUGAGUCCCUGCCACCAGCUCCAAGAGCUGCGCUUCCUGGGGAACCCCCUGUCUUCCCGUGGCCUGCGGCGUCUCUUCAUGGCGCUGGCAGAGUUGCCCCAGCUGCACUGGGUGGAGUUCCCCGUGCCCAGGGACUGCUACCCAGAGGGUACAGCCUACCCGCAGGAUGAGCUGACUGUGUCCAAAUUCGACCAGCACAAGUAUGACCUGAUUGCACAGGACCUUCAGGCUCUGCUGCUGCGGGCUGGGCGAGGCGAUGUCCAGGCUUCCACGCCACUCUACGGAAGCUUCGACCCCGACAUCCAGGAAACCAGCCAUGAGCUUGGCUCCUUCUUGCUGCAGGCUUUUAAAACAGCUCUGGAAAACUUGUCUAGAGCUUUAAAGCAGAUGGAGUAGUGGUACUGUGGGCUUAA